Messenger RNA from Strongylus vulgaris, 369 nucleotides. The record is from the annotation of a GenBank genome assembly. NCBI's taxonomy places the organism in Eukaryota, Metazoa, Nematoda, Chromadorea, Rhabditida, Strongylidae.
AUGACUGGACUGCGUAUCAGAUGUGGUUGUGUGGCUGUGAGUCUGUCUCUGUGGCAUAUACACACACAGACAUACAUCGAUUUGCCGCAAAACCGCUGGCAGAGAGGGGGCGCUGCACUUAUGGCCACAUAUAUACUUACACACGUAUAUACAUACAUACACAAACGGGGGGGAGAGGACGAGCACGAGCUCAUCAUUAUGCAACCACAGCAAGAGGAGGAGCGGCCAGCAGGUCCUGCGCUACUUCGCGGGCCUCGUCUCAAGCACUUACGUCGGGCUAUUCUCCGCGACUGGAGGUGCGGAAGUGGUGCAGUGUUGUUUCGCAAUUGGGCGAAGGAUGCGCGUGAGGUCCGUACCGGCACGACGUAA